This is a messenger RNA of Fragaria vesca subsp. vesca, 1297 nucleotides long. Its product is annotated as transmembrane protein 53-B-like. The record is from RefSeq and is a predicted model, not a curated record. Bases 1 to 1176 code for a protein of 391 amino acids. Lineage: Eukaryota; Viridiplantae; Streptophyta; Magnoliopsida; Rosales; Rosaceae. The transcript is spliced from 4 exons.
AUGGAAACAACCCCACUGAGACUUCUCCGCCUCAAAACGACGCCGUCCGCUCUCUUUCUCUCUCCUCCCAAAUUCCACCGACCUCAAACAGCACUCGCAUUUCCCAAUCUCCGGCGAAGCGACGCCGUAAAGCGAACCCCUUUCGCUCUCUCUCACUCCUCCUUCUCCCCAAACCCUAACCCCUUCAGAUUCACCUCCUCCGUUUCCCAAUCGCCGUUUCCGAUCAUCAAUUCCAACCUCAACUACUCUCUCUAUCAUCAAAACGACGCCGGAUUCAGAUGGAGCCGAGCUUCCCGGAGCGGCGUUGACGGAAAUGUGGGCCUUUUGGGGCCGGAAAAGCCGGAAGUGGCGGUGGUGCUGCUGGGGUGGCUGGGCGGGCAGAGCAAGCACCUGAAGAGGUACGUGGAGUGGUACAACUCCCGAGGCGUUGACGCGGUGACGUUUGUGGUGGACGUGAAGGAGGUGUUGGGGUUUGAUUUGGGCCACCGGGUCGAGAAACGGGUCGCGGAGCUGGCCCGUGAGGUGGCUUCGUGGGUUGAGGGCGGAGGGGAACGGUGGUUGGUGUUUCACACUUUCAGUAAUACGGGUUGGUUUGUAUAUGGUGCAUUGCUUGAGAUUUGGGAGGAUAGGCCGGACUUGAUCGAGAAGAUUAGAGGGUGUGUUGUUGAUUCAGGAGCUGGUGCCCCUUUUGAUCCUAAGGUGUGGGCAGCGGGAUUCUCUACUGCAAUUUUGAAGAAAAACAGCUCUUUAGCAAAACCUGCGGUUGAGACUAAAGAGUUAAAUGCCUCUGGAGGUGCAGCGAGCUUGUCAAAGGUGCAAGAAGAGGAACCUCCAGCAAUUGAAACCAUGCUUCUUAUGGUAUUAGAGAAGCUGUUCUCAUUCAUUCUAAAGUUGCCUGAUGUGGAUAAGAGGUUAACCAAGGUAGUUUCAGUCCUCUCAACAAACCCUCCCCACUGUCCACAGCUUUACCUUUACAGCACGGGUGACAAAGUCGUCCCACACCAAUCCAUCGAGUCCUUCAUCGCAGAGCAAAGGAAAAUAGGUAGAACAGUGAAGUCCUUCAACUUCGGCACAUCCCCUCACGUCGACCAUUACAGGACUUUCCCCAACAUAUACUCUCAAGAGCUCAACCAUUUCUUGAAAGAAUGCUUGGCUACACCAGUUAAGCAGACGUAAACUAGUCCAAAUCCAGAUUUGUGUAGAUUAAUAAGAGUCUGUCCAUCUCUGCUGGUAUUGUGGCAACAGGAACAACCUCUUUCUGUAACUUUCACCAGGAAAUGAAUGCAUAAACUCAGUU